CUCUUAGCAUUGGCAGCUGGCUUUGCCGUUGGUGCCGGCAAUUAUGUGAUGGAGCACUUGGGCUUCAAAUUAUGCCAGUGGCUGGAGAAGAAGGGGCAGAUGCGGAGGCUCGCGCCAGGGGCAAAAAGAAUAUAUGUUGAGCACCCGCUGAGCAACAUUUGGUCAGUGGGAGCUCCAUAUGUGCUGCUGUACUAUGUCGUUGCCAGACAUCUCUGGCCGCGGCUCUGGAGCAAUAUGUACAUCAGCCUUGCCCCUCUGGACGUGUUUGCAAUGGUUCUUCAUGACGCAUGGUUCUUUGCUGUUCACCAGACCUUUCACAAGGUGAAGCCGCUGUACAAGAAGGUGCACUCGCAGCACCAUGAGAUAGGAUCAGCAAUAACCGCUCAUGGGACAGCAUUUGGAGAUGCAGCAGACAUCGGCCUCUGUUUUGUUGCGUUCCAUCUCGUCAUCGGCAUCUUCCUUUCCUACCAGCAGCGUUGGAACUUGGCAGCACUUGUCCUUCUCAUCAUCUUUGAGGUGGGCACAAAUAUUCUUGGCCACACUGGCUAUGAGGCACCGCUGUGGCUGCAUGCGCUGGUGACAGCAGGAGUGGGCCUGACGCCGAUGGCUGCAACCUCAAAGGCUCAUUACUUGCACCAUGUGGACCCUCGCUAUAACAGGGGCCUGUACUUUACCUGGUGGGACAGGCUGUUCUGCACAUACCGAGAGGACCACCCGCUCAUCUUUCCUGGAGCAAAGUGA
Messenger RNA from Coccomyxa subellipsoidea C-169, 741 nucleotides. RefSeq lists its product as hypothetical. The annotation marks the transcript as partial. Lineage: Eukaryota; Viridiplantae; Chlorophyta; Trebouxiophyceae; Coccomyxaceae. Gene Ontology annotation, biological process: lipid biosynthetic process. Gene Ontology annotation, molecular function: iron ion binding; oxidoreductase activity. The transcript has 4 exons. The record is from RefSeq and is a predicted model, not a curated record.